AUUAGCAAUAUGUGGGCAAUACGGGUGUAGCGGUUUAAGUAGGACAGACUUCGGAUGUAUUUAGUGCUUCAAUGUCAAAUAUAUGUCCGCGUUUGAUAGACUAUUUUGUACUGGUUGGUUCGCGAUUACCUGGGAACGCAUGCUCAGUGCAGUCUCCCGAGAUUCUUUGUCGAUUUCCUCCCACAAACCACAAGGAUUUCCCUCUUCCUACAGAUGUGUCUUUCUUUUGUCAGCCAGAAGGAUGUAUUAAUACUUCCAGCAACACAUUCCCUAUAAAAUCUUUGGAUAAUAACCUCAAUGGGAUAAAAUCAAUGACAUUUUUAUUUUCUCUAACUGAUAAGGAUUCCAGUAAAACACGGUAUGGUAUUUGCACCAACUUCUUCAGAUCAGUCAACCCUAGAAGUGUGAGUAAAACUACGUAUCCAAAUGGCAGGGAAGGCACACGUUUCGGCGACGUAUCUGGUAAUGGACUAGUUCCAUGUUCGAAUGAAAGUAUCCAGGAUAAAUUCUUACUAUCUGGAAAACUAAAAAAUACAAAUAAUGUCUAUAGCUUAACGUCAAUCUGUUUAAUCACUCAUUAUCCUUUUGCUACAACGUUUGCACGGCUUGUGCAAUGUGUACAUGUAAUUUUAAAGAAGCUACACAAAUUGUCAAAACCCAGCUGUGUGGAAAGUCCAGAUAUAUGGGAUGUAUUGACAAGUAAUAUUACACUAUCAUGCUCUUAUCCUGUUGUGGAAAGCACACGUCAGUUCCAAUGUUGGAUUCUCCGGCUUCUCAGUGCACCUGCACCAAUUCCUGGCUGUACAUGUGUAUAUCUUUCAGUUCAACCGCAAACCUUAGGUUCACCUUUGUGUUUUGCUCUUCCUGAUCAAUCACGUCUUCCUUUGGUUGAUUUUCCUGUGAAUCUGCCUUUUGAAAUUAUGGGUAUCAGGAAAACUUUUCGUUUAAUUAUGUGUCUUCUAUUGGAACAAAAAGUGGUUUUACAAUCAUCUGAUUAUAACAAGUUAUCCUUAACAAUUUUAUCAUUGGUUGCAUUACUCUAUCCACUUCAAUAUAUGUUCCCAGUUAUUCCUCUUCUGCCUGCAUGUAUGCCUGAUGCAGAACAGCUUUUAUUAGCGCCUACACCCUAUUUAAUCGGUGUUCCAACAGCAUUUUAUACUGCACGGAAAAUUUUUCGUAUGCCUAAAGAUGUUUGGUUGGCUGAUUUGGAUACUUGUGAAUUAUCUUAUCCUAUGGUGGUCGAUGAAAUACCAGAGUUACCUGAAAUAGAAAGUAACAUUCUUAUUAAUCAUUUAAAAAAGUUACUUCAUGAAUUUUCAAGUUCACCUCAUAUUGAUUUGGAUUUGGAUGAUUCUUCGAAACAUUGGCCUGUUUCUGUAGCACGUACAACUGCAUUUGAGUUAUCGAAAUUUGAUCCUUUAUUGUAUACACUCACAAAAGAUUCUGUUGAUGUCGGUAUACGUGUAUCUAUGAUUCUCUUCUUCAAUACAAACAACAUUCUUGGUGGAUUUACUAAUCAUAUACGUACUUUACGUUUAUUUCCUCGGCCAGUCGUUGCAUUUCAGUAUGAAAGCUUUAUGAAGUCUCGUCCAAAGCCAUGUUUGUUCACUAGCAUGCUUGCGAAAACUCAGGCUGUAGAAUAUUUUGCUGAAUCUUCAAUUUGUGCACAGAAUGAAGCCUAUCAACGUAUCUGUUCAGGAGUUUAUUCCACAGAAUUAAUUGGUGAUAAGUUAUACUGGUAUAAAAAUCAAUUAAAACCAGUGUAUUUUGAUUGUUGUGACAAAUUAAUCGAUUAUGCCAAUGUUACAGGUACUAAUGCACCCAUAUCAAAUCAAUCAUCUCCCAGUCUCAAGCUAUCCUUAUCAAAUUCCAACCAGUUAAUGUUAUUUCAAGCUUUUGAAUUAGCAAAACGUAUUAUAAAUAGACGUUGUUCUGGUGAUAUAAGUACAGAGAUUGAUACAGAUAGCAUAAAUAAUGAUACGAAUAAUUUAUCGAGUGAUGAUCAAACCAAUGAUUUUAUUGGUAUGUUUAAAACCUAUUCCGAUGACUCUGACUCAAAUCAUUCUUAUGAAACCGUUGUGUCAAAUCGUACAUUAUCGAAAGAGAUGGAAGAUUGUAUUUCAGUUCAAGCAAAUAAACCAUUGCCUGAUUGUCUAACUGAAUUUUACACUCCACCAACAGAGUUAGUUUAUAGCAAAGAACCUAAUACUACACGUUGUAGUCUAUCAUUGGAAACUGCCGAAAGUACAUUGUCGAAUUUCUGGAAUCAAUCUACUGUGAUAUCGUCCGAUUCCAGGAAUAUUAAUGAACAACUGAUAAAUACGAACACUGGAAUACAGUCUUUAGGAGUUCCUAAUUCAGGAAGUGGUACGCUAACUAGAUCGUCAUCAAUUUCAUCGAGACGUUCAACAAACGAUACUUUACAUCUUGUAUCUCGUUUAUCCUCCUCUAUUUUUGUAGGCAAUGGUAAUGAUUCGAAAAAAACCUCUACAGUAACAUCAAAUAGUUUUGGUGAUGAUAAUUUGAGUUGGGAUACAUCUGUUACUUUAUUAUUUGGUGAUUUGUUAAAAUCAAACCGUCUUCGAAGUUUAGCAUUUAAAGAUGUUCCUCUUUCUGCUUUACAAAUGCAUAAAAAACGAUUGGAAAAUGAACGUACAAUAAUCGAUUUAUCAAAAUCCAUUAAACAAGGUCGAAUACCAAAUAUAUUUUCACGUAAUCAAAUUAACACAUUAUUACAAGAUGAGAAUUAUCGAAAUCUAUUAAUUGCUCGUAUAAAUGAUAAUCUCUCAAAAGAUGUCCUACCAAAUCAAUUGCAUAUUGAUAAUGUGCCUAUUCAACAGUGGGAUCAAUAUAAAGCAAUUUUAUGGACGCUUAAACAAAUGAUCAAUGGUUUAGAAUAUAGUUUUCGACCGGAUAUUGUAUUCCCAACUACAAAUCAAUAUGAUCGCAUUACUAGAGAUAAAUCACCAUCGUCAAAUAUUCCAAAUCCAUUGAGUAACACUAGUUGGUUAUCCUAUUCUACUGGUAUUUUAAAAAGUGGUGGUUUGGCGUCGGCGUUUAUGCUUAUGGAAGUUGCACAUACACAUUUCUAUCGGUUGCCUAAUCGAACAGGUCACAUAGAUAAUAAUCAUGAUGAAAAAUUCUUUUGGAAUAGCAUGCCAACUACACCCACAACGGAAUUGAGGUCACCUAUACCAGGAAGAAGAUUAGUUGGUAAUGAUAUUUCUUCAGUUCGAUAUCAAAAUAAUCAAUUAGAUUUAUCGGAUUGUGAAUCAUACAGUAGAAAAGGUUCAAAACUAGUUUCAAAUUCUAAUUCAAUACCUCCUUAUGGAUAUUCUAUAGAUUCAUCUGUAUUACAACCAUCAUAUUGCAUAACUUCACCCACAAAACAUCAUCAUCAAAGAUAUCAGAAAAUGUCAUCUUUUAAUCAUUCACAAUCACCGGAUAUCAGUAAUAUCACUAACACAACCACUACCUCUACCGAUACUACUACCAAUACUACUGAUUUAACCAAUAGUCAAUUAUCGAAAUCAUUACAUUUAUUAGAAAAUACAUUUGAAUUAACUAAUGUUUCGAAUAAAUUAAUUUUAUUCAAAACAAAACUUGAUUAUUCUAAUCAACAAUUCAAUGAUCUAUAUAAUAGUGUAUCAUCAAAAUUAUUAAAAAAUUUAAAGAAAUCACCUUUUCAAAAUUCAACAAAUACAAUGGGAAAUCAUAUCAUCAACGAUCAUCUUGAGGAUGAUAAUGUUGAUCACAAUUCUAAUGAUCUAUUAUUAAAGCAUCAAACUAUUGUGACAGAUUCAUCUUCACCUCAAACUAUACCUUAUAUUAAUUCACCAUUUAUUAUUAGGGGUAUACAUAUAAUGCAUCAUAGUAAAACAUUUGAUCAUAAACUAUUUCGUGGUCAUGGUCGUCAUCAAUUUACCAAUGUUAUUGUUACAAUGAGUGAACCAUCAUCAGAUAGAGAAGAUAAUGAACAAAUUCAAUCAAAACCUAUGUUUAAAUCAGAUAGUACUGAUAUUAUUAAACACAAUAUUCAACCAUUGAAUAAUGCAAACAACACCAUCAAUAUUGGUCAUACUGGGAGUUGCCUCACAGUGAAUCGACAUAAUGAAUGUGAAAAAUUCGAUAAAUUGUUUGCUUCGGAUGCCAAACUACAUGAAUCAAUUAAUAAAUUAAAACCACAUCGUGAUAAUGAGAAUGACGUCAACGAUGAUGAUAUACCGCCAGAUUAUGUACCGGAAUUGCCUAAUCGUAAAAGUCAACGAAGUUUUGGCUACAGAUAUUACCAAUCACAUUUAAUUUUAACGGAUCCAUCAAUCACAUCAAGUUCAUCUGAUGAUACAGACGAUCAAACCCCAUGUACAAUAUUUACUUCUUCACCGAAUGCAUGCACACCACCAGCAGUUUAUCGUCCUGACUUAAAAUUUCAUUUUAAUGAUACUGAAUCAGAAAAUGAAGAUAUAGAUAAUAAACAUCAACAACAAAUAGAGAUAGAACAACGAAGAAAACAAUCAGAAUGUCAUAUGUGUAAACUAACUUUGCUGAUACCAACUCCACCUCCACCAAAUUCAUCAUCAGUCAUGACAGUAUCUCCAUCUAAGAUGAAGAAAGUACCAUGGACUUACUUAUUUGAAGAUGUUUUCGAUACUGAAUGGCAUAAAAGUAAAAUAUUGGGUAAUCUACAAUUUUGGGAAGAUUCCUUUUUAGAUACAGUUGCACAAGAACGAGAUAUACUUGGUAUGGAUUUUCGACCAAAAGAACUUUUAUUAAAAUAUCAAAAUGCUUCUUUAUUAAAACGUAAACAAAUGGAAUUAGAAGAAGAUUGUUUAUUAGUAAAUAUAAUGCAUAAUAUGAUUGCAUUUAUGCUAAUGGCUAAUGUGGAUCGUAUAUCUAUACGUAAAAAAUUACAACGUUUAUUAGCUAAAAGUCAUACAGGUUUACAUUAUUCACGAAAAAUUAAUGAUUUAUUAAAUUCAUUGAAUUAUUUAAAUGGGAACGAUAUCGAUUUAAAUGUGGCUCAAAGUCGUUUUAUUGUACAGCGUUCACAUGAAGCCUAUCGUGGUUCAGAUGAGAGUGGUGAACUAAUAUUUCUUGAAGUUUGUUCUGAUUAUCUAUUAAUUCGUAAUUUAUCUGGACGUAUAUUAGAACGUUUAUGGUAUGAUCAAGUGAUCAAUUUAACGUAUAGAUCACAUACGCAUAUAUUAUGCAUUACAAGACAAAUAUUUGAUCAUUCACAAAUGGAUUUAUUUUAUACUCGUAAAUCUCGUUUAGUUUAUCAACAGAUCAAAGAAUCAAUGAAAAAUAUAUCUGUAGAAGCUUCACAUGGAAUAUUAAAUGGUGAUUUGAACGGUGAGAUUAACGCAACUAAUUUGGACAACAAUCAACCUGGUACUAUUAGUAUCUUAUCAGAUGGAUUCGUUAUCAAAUUCGGUGAUGAGCAGAAAUUCAUCAAAUUACAUAAUGUUAAACGUUGUUGCACAAUAAAAUCAGAAAUAUUUACGAUUGAUGUCUACGAUCAAGAGAAGAAAGCAAUGAUCACUUAUCGAUUUCAAACGGAUAUGACAACUCAUUUAUUUCAAAAUUUUGUAUCACUUUUCUCAAUGUCAUCAUCAUCCUCAUCAUUUCAGUAAUUCAUUUACUCUGUAAUAAUUCGAAAAUAAUCAAAAUAAAUCAAUGAUGUCAUAGCAACUAAUCAUAAUACAUUGGGAUACAUACAAAGGAAAUAACAUUUUUGUUGUUGUUGCUUGUUAUUGUUCCCAAAUCAAUUCUCUAUGUACAUGUGAUGAAUGUAUUUUAAAUGUUCUCCUCCUGUAUUUUAUUCUUAUUCAACAGUGUUAAUUGUCUUCCUUAUAAUAUACACAUUUGAAUAUUCUUUCAUUCCUUGUAGAUGUUGUGAUCAUGAGUAUGUGUAUGUGUAUGUGUGUGUAUUUCUUCUCUACUUUAUACUUACAUAACUUACUUUAGAUUGAAUGAAGAAAACAAUGUUGUAUACAUUUUGGUUUCUAUCACAUUUUAUUUUAUGUAUCACAAGUGAAAGUGAUCGAAUUUCCUCUAUUGUAUUUUAUUGUUUCAGUGCCUGUUGUCGUUAUUCAAUUGUAUUGACAAUUGAUUAUCAUUACUUACGUAUGCCUGUUACUCCUUGUGGAGGAGCAUUAAUCGCCUAUCAGCAUUCUCCAUCCAACCCUAUCCUGGACAAUUCUUUCUAAUUGUUAUUCAUCCUUUUCAUAUCUGCUUUGAUUUCCCGACAUAAUGAUCAUUAAUACAAUCAUUAUUAUAGUUCAGGUUAUCUGUUUAAAAUCAUUUCAAAAGAUACCAUUUCAUUAUAGAUUUUCUAUUAUUCACAAUUAUCUAUAUAAUGUUACAAAUGUCUUUUUCCUCUUAGCUUCAUUUACUUUGUAUAAGUUAUUAGUUUCCUAUUUGAUAUUUCUAAUUCAUUAUCACUGUGAUAUUUAUAUCCUUUAUCAAUUAGUCUUUCCUUAAUAUCAUUCUCACUAUUAACAAUGAUACAGUUAUUGUUUUGUGAUUGUUGAUGAUCAAUUUCCUUCUUGUUCUCUCCCUCUUUACGAUUCAUUAUUAUCUUUAUAACUAAAGAUGAAAUAUUGAUAUAAUUUUCUGAAUUGUUCAUUAGAAAUUUCUUUAUGUUCUUGUCUUUUAUUUCAUUAAUAAAAUGGUAAUGGUAAGAUUUGUUUAGUUAUAUUUUGCUAAAUCUACACUCUAUUCUUAUUCAUAUCACUUUGUAAUCUGUGUGUUAAUAUUGAUAUAGUAAUUUGAACGGAUUUAUUUUACGUAUAUACAUACGAUAUUCUACGUUGUUACUGACUGAUUAACAUCAUUUUCACAUACACAUUCCUUGUUGUAUAUGUCAAUUUGUUUGAAAAAUGACUUUUCAUCGGUAUUAUUAUCAGUCGUAAUAUUGCUUAUUUGUUCUAGUUUUCUUAAUGUAAAAAUUUCGAUCAUUUGUUAUAAUACAAUUUGAUUGAAC
Schistosoma margrebowiei is the source of this 6985-nucleotide messenger RNA. Lineage: Eukaryota; Metazoa; Platyhelminthes; Trematoda; Strigeidida; Schistosomatidae. The record is from the annotation of a GenBank genome assembly.